This is a messenger RNA of Trichomycterus rosablanca, 629 nucleotides long. It is a transcript of the gene cenpx, whose product is annotated as centromere protein X. The transcript is spliced from 5 exons. NCBI's taxonomy places the organism in Eukaryota, Metazoa, Chordata, Actinopteri, Siluriformes, Trichomycteridae. Gene Ontology annotation, molecular function: protein heterodimerization activity. Gene Ontology annotation, cellular component: FANCM-MHF complex; Fanconi anaemia nuclear complex. The coding region runs from base 49 to 294 and encodes 81 amino acids. The record is from RefSeq and is a predicted model, not a curated record. Gene Ontology annotation, biological process: DNA repair; replication fork processing; kinetochore assembly.
AGAAGAAGACUAUAACGCAACAUAGCUGUUGGUUCUUAUCCCAAAGCUAUGGCUGGUAGAGAGAGCGAAAUAGUCUUCAAAAAGGAGACUGUUAGCAGACUUUUGACUCAGUUCUUCAAGAACAACAAAGCCAAAGCCAGCAACGAUGCUGUCAGUCUGAUGGCUGAAAUGUUGAAAAUUUUUGUUGUUGAAGCAACACGCAGAGCAAUGAAACAGGCUGAGAAUGAGGACUGUGCUGCUGUGGAUUUGGAGCAUGUCGAGAAAGUUCUGCCUCAACUACUUUUGGAUUUCUAAUGCCAUGCUAAGAGUCACAGGAUGAGGUUGAAGUUUACACAGCCUGAAGUUUUAGUGCCAAACAGGCAGCUUGGACAUUUGCAAUAUAAUUUUGUCUUAGUCGUAUUGUAAAAUUACUGUUGUCUUAAAUAAAAUGACAGAUUUGAAUAAUUAAUACAUCUAAAAUACCUUAAGCAGAUUAAUUAUAAAUAAUGUAAUUGUAUCCUAUCUUCAGCACAUGCAGUUCCAGCACAUCUUGAACCAACAUUGUUCACGGGCAUGUUCACUACUACAAGCCAAAACUUUGUACAAACAUGUGGUUUUACACAUGAAAUAAAAACCAUGGAUGAGUUACA